Molecule: messenger RNA, 1395 nt
Organism: Penicillium soppii
Lineage: Eukaryota; Fungi; Ascomycota; Eurotiomycetes; Eurotiales; Aspergillaceae
Product: NOT2/NOT3/NOT5 family protein
Exons: 5
Coding region: 1-1395 (464 amino acids)
Biological process (GO): nuclear-transcribed mRNA poly(A) tail shortening; regulation of DNA-templated transcription
Cellular component (GO): CCR4-NOT core complex; P-body
Source: RefSeq, a predicted model, not a curated record
AUGGGAACAAUGGGGAGCUUUGCGCAAAGUCUUGGGGGAUCUCAAUCGUCUUCGACGCCACUAGACCUCUCGGAGUUUCCUUCGCUAUCAGGAGCAUCGCAACAAUCACAGUCUCAAACUCCCGGUCAGCUAAUGUGGGCCAACGCAAGUCAACGCGCUGCUCAACAAACACCCGUCCAAAGACAACAGCACCCCUCGACAUCGCAAACCCCUUCUCGAUCCUCCCAAACGCAAGGUCUUCCUACACCGCAACAGUCUCAACCACCACAUGAUGACAUGUUUCCUUCCGGUGCGCAGUUUGCCAACCGACUCGAUGACUUCAGAAACGGUGGACAGGGCAUCAGCAGCCAACUCGGUGCGGGUGGACAGCCCCAGACAGGCAAUAUUGAAGAGUUCCCUCCUUUGGGCCGAAAUGCUGCUGCAGACCUCCCUCUGGGCCGAACUGGUGCUCUCAUGCAAGGUGGGGGGUUUGGAAACUAUGGAUCCGGUAUGUCAAGAUGUGCCCGCGACGAGCCCUUCUCCGCACUCAACAUUACGAGGACAUCCAUUGUUGCUUGCACGAGAACGCUUUAUUGCCACACAUUCAACAAUAGACUACUUACUGAUCCCGUUGCUCCAGGUUUAGGGCCAUCUCGGUCACCAGUCAGCCAAGCGCCGAAUGGUAUUUCGGGACAAGAGAAAGAAAAUUUGGGACACAAUGUGCUCUCAAGUCAAAGAAACUUCAGCGACCCACAACAGCUCCAACAAAGGCAGCAAGAAACCAGUGACAGCCAAGAAGUCGGUGCACCCCAAACCGAGCAGCCACCUCUCGCUCAGAUGAGCGACCUUGAAAGAUUCGGGCUGUCCGGUUUGCUGCGCAUGAUUCAUAGUGAAAGCCCUGAUGUGGCGAGUCUCGCGGUUGGCCAGGAUCUAAUGACACUCGGGUUGGAUUUGAAUCAGGCCGAACCCUUACAUACGUCAUUUGCUUCACCAUUUGUCUCCUCAAUGUCAGCAGUCCCUCUGGAGCAAGAUUUUUCCCUUCCAGCCUGCUACAACGUUGCCAAUAUCCAACCUCUCCAGUCUCGAAUCCCGGGCUUCAGCGACGAAACGCUCUUCUUCAUCUUCUACAGCCUGCCUCGGGAUAUCAUGCAGGAACUUGUAGCUGAGGAAUUGAUGGGCCGCAAAUGGCGAUAUCACAAGCUUGAGCGCUGUUGGUUGACUCGCGACGAGACAUAUCCCGGACCCGUCGAUGUGGAGCGUGGUGUAACAGAGCGCGGCGUGUAUCUCCUCUGGGAUCCUGCUACCUGGAAGAAGAUCCGACGUGAGUUCAUCCUUCGAUAUGAGGACUUGGACAACCGGUUAGAUCCCAAUCGAGGUGUUGCUCGGCCAGUUGGCGUGACGCAUCACGCUUCAUGA